GGGUCUGUCUUAGCCUCUUCAUCGGACUCAAGUCGACGUGCAUCACAGUUCGAAAUGAAAGUUGUCUUACUGGGGCUGUUGUUAGCAACAGUCUUUGCAAUCGCUGUCGGAGAGCUCGUGCAAUCGACCAAGGAUGAGAGCGUUUGGUGGUAUGCACCUUCACGGAAAGCACCCCUUUACGAGCACAAGUACCAAGGACUGCGUGAGCGAUUAGUGAGAGCUGCAGCUACUCAAACGGUAAACAUGCGCCUGCCCAGGGAGGUGUUGCCAUCGUCGUACACUAUCCGAUUGCUGCCGUUUAUUGAAGAGGGUAAUUUCACCACGGAUGGUUAUAUCGAAAUAUUAGUUGAUUGCAAAGUUGCUACCACGAAUAUAUCGAUGAAUGCCGCUGAACUCGACAUUAAGAAAGAAUCGAUACAGGUCGUCGACAUUGCAGACAGCAAACAGUGGGAUGUCGAGAAGUUCUAUGACGAACAAGACCCAAGAGAAAUUAUCACCAUCAACUUGAAAACCCCAUUGGUUGUCGGGAAAACUUACAAGAUAUCGAUGAAAUUUAUUUCAUACUUGAAUGAAGAUUUGCGCGGCUUUUAUAGGUCCACAUACGUCGAAAACAACGUUAAUAAGUAUUUGGCAGUGUCACAAAUGGAAGCCCCCGAUGCCCGCCGUGCUUUUCCUUGUUUCGACGAGCCAAAUAUGAAAGCCACCUUCACGAUUACCGUCGGUCGCAAGACGACUAUGUCAGCCAUUAGUAACAUGCCUCUAAAAUCCGAUGAACCCAUUCCAAACAUGCCAGGCUAUGUGUGGAACCAUUUCGAACCGUCCGUCAAAAUGUCGUCUUAUCUCGUUGCUAUGAUGGUCUCCGAAUUCGUUAGUGAACUUUCUAAUCCUUCACUAAGUCCUGGUGUCCAAUUCAAGAUCUGGGCCCGGCCAAGUUUCCGCAAUCAAACAAAAUACUCGGCAGAUAUUGGUCCGAGGAUUCUCAACGAUUACGUUACAAAAUAUUUCAAUAUUCCAUUCCCUUUGCCAAAGGUGGAUAUGGCAGCUAUUCCCGAUUUUGCCGCUGGUGCCAUGGAGAACUGGGGACUUAUCACUUAUAGGGAAACGGAUUUGCUGUACGAUGAAAAACGGUCUUCGGCAAGUGCUAAGCAAAGGGUAGCCAUUAUUAUUGCGCACGAGUUAGCUCAUCAGUGGUUUGGAAAUUUAGUCACAAUGGAUUGGUGGAAUGUUAUCUGGUUGAACGAAGGAUUUGCUAGUUACAUGGAAUACCCUGGCACUGAUUACGUGGAGCCUGGGUUUGAAAUGAAUGAACAGUUUACCGUAACUGAUUUGCAUUACGUGUUUGGCAUUGAUGCACUCGAAACGUCGCGGCCCAUUGAUUUCGAAGUCAACACACCUAGUCAAAUUAAUCAAAUGUUUGACGCCAUUUCUUACGAGAAAGGCAGUUGCAUCAUCCGCAUGUGCGCAGAUUUUUUGGGAGAACCAGUCUUUCGGCGUGGUGUGACCAGUUACCUCAAUAAAAACGCUUACGGAAAUACGGUCCAAAAAGAUCUGUGGGAUGCGCUAAAUACCCAGGCGAUUACUGAAAACGUCCAACUUCCAGCCCCCGUCGAAACAAUUAUGGAAACAUGGACAAGGCAGAUGGGUUACCCUGUUAUUAAUAUCUCUAGGCUGUACGACUCGACAAACAGCGCCGUAGCUUCGCAGCAAAGAUUCUUGCUAAGGAAAAACGAGAAUUCAACUGACAACAACGACUAUAGCUGGUGGGUGCCGCUUACGUACACCAGCAAUUUCGUUGACAUCCGCAAACAUUGGAUGCCCAGUGGCAGCGGUGUCAACGUGAUCCAAUCGCUUCCAGGCUCGUCGGCCAACUGGGUCAUUUUCAACGUCGGCCAAGAAGGUUACUAUCGUGUGAUUUAUGACGAGCGAAAUAUCGAAAUGAUCCGAAAUCAACUGAUGACUAACCAUGCAGCCAUUUCGAAAAAGAAUCGAGCUCAGAUUUUAGACGAUUAUUUGAACAUGGCUCGCUCAAACCUUACGACCUACGUGACCGCCAUGGAACUGACCCGCUACUUGUCACACGAACGAGACUACGCACCGUGGACAGCUGCCUCUGUAGCUCUCGAUUACAUUGAUAUUAUGCUCUAUGGAUAUCCAGAUGAACGAGAAUGGAAGAACUACAUGACCGUCUUGGUGACAGCCUUGUACGAUUACGUCAAAUAUGAAGCAAGCAAUAGUGACGCACAUCUAACCGUAUUUACACGUUCGCAAGCUGUCAGCUGGGCCUGUGGCAGACUGAACAUAAGUAACUGUAUUACCAAAGCAAACAGAGACUACCACGCCUGGAUGGCGGACGCCACCAAAGAAUUACAGCCCAAUUUACGUCGGCUGAUUUCUUGCACGGCCAUCGCUCAGGGAGGUAGACCCGAAUGGCAAUUCGGCUUCAACAGAUACUUGGACUCGACUUUGGCCAACGAGAAGACGGAAUUGUUGAGAUCAAUAACAUGCAGCCAAGACAUUGGCAUCCUCAACGAAAUGCUCGAAAUGAUGAUCACGUCAACGUCUGGCAUCAGGCUUCAAGACGCCAAUACUCUUUUCAGCAACAUUGCAGCCAAUCCAGUUGGACAUGGUGUAGCACUCGAUUUCCUGACUAACCGCUGGGACGACAUUGUUGCUUAUUUCGGCAGUUACGAAGGCUUCGGUGGAGAUGCUAUAACAAGGUUAUUCCGUGCGCUAUGCAACCGAGUCAAUACCGACGAGAAACUCGAUAAGUUGAUCAAAUUGUCGACCGAUCACCCGACUUCGUUUAAUUCUGCAUCAGCCAGACAAGGAAUCGAAUUGGCACGAACGAAUGUUAAGUGGGUUCAGAAACAUUACGACACCAUCGUCAAUUGGCUUAAGAGUCAAAACCCAGCGCCAGAAGAGACGACAGCAAGUUCAGGUACCAGCCCGACUACGCAAUCGACAGUGGCCACCACCCCGUCUUCAGCUACCAGUACAUUCGUUAAUCAUUUCGUCAUUUUGAUGGCAGCAAUUGCGACAUUCACCGGAUUCUAGUCUAUGCAGCUUGUUUAUGUUUUACCUGUAAAAGUAUUAGCUUCCAUUUUUCUUUAGUCGAUCAGUCCUCCAUAUGCGUGGUUGUGAAUGAAGCAAGCGAGCUUUAGCUACGAUAUCACGUUUGCAAUUGCCUAGUUGCGUUUGUGGUUCCACAGACGUCGUGCUUCAUGAUACGAAUGUUAUAAAAUACAUUACUC
Molecule: messenger RNA, 3251 nt
Organism: Daphnia carinata
Lineage: Eukaryota; Metazoa; Arthropoda; Branchiopoda; Diplostraca; Daphniidae
Product: aminopeptidase N-like
Exons: 20
Coding region: 55-3054 (999 amino acids)
Biological process (GO): peptide catabolic process; proteolysis
Cellular component (GO): cytoplasm
Molecular function (GO): zinc ion binding; metalloaminopeptidase activity; peptide binding
Source: RefSeq, a predicted model, not a curated record